AAAUCGUCGUCGCUCCACUAUCUUUUUUGUAUAUUAGUGUCUCCUGAAAUGUUCUUCUAGUUUUCGCGUUCGUCCAGUAACUUUGUUUUGUCGAAAUGGUAAGUUUUUCAUCCAUCUUAAUCCGAACAACCAUUCAUCUAUCAAUUAGUAUAUUUAUUUAAACAAAUUUGAAGGAAAUUCUUCUUUCAAUGAAUGUUUAUUUUGUAUACAAAUAUUUACGUGUCGAAUAUUUACGGCUUACCCUGAAGCAUUGUAAAGUAUUAUUUUAAAUUAUUGUAUGUUAAUAAUUCAGGCGACGGCAAUGUACUAUAAUUGUAUUGUUAUUUGUUUGAAAUUAUUUCGAUUGAGAUUUUUUAUACUUGUAAAGAAAUGAACACAGUUGAUGGAAUUGGAUCGUUGUUUGAUUUUUAUUAUAUACAAUAAGUAUACAAGUAUCAAAUAUUCAGUCAUAAUCUUAUAAUUAUCUAUCUCUAGGCUAGAGGUCCGAAGAAGCAUUUGAAGCGUUUAAACGCACCUAAGGCAUGGAUGUUGGACAAAUUGGGAGGUGUUUUUGCACCGCGCCCAAGCACUGGUCCACACAAACUCCGCGAAUCAUUGCCCUUAUUGAUCUUUUUACGUAAUCGUUUGAAGUAUGCCCUUACUGGAGCUGAAGUUACUAAGAUUGUUAUGCAGAGGUUAAUUAAAGUUGAUGGAAAAGUCCGUACUGAUCCUAAUUAUCCAGCUGGUUUUAUGGGUGAGUUGUUACUCUAUUGAAUUGUAAGAAUCGUAUAUAAGAUAGUUUUAAAAAACACCCAAAUUAAAAUGUAUAAACAUAGACUUGCUUUUCAUAUUUUUUGUUAUAGUAUUAGCUUUUAUUUUCAUUACUAGCCGACCCGUCACGGCUUCACCCGUGAUUGGUUGUUUAAUUUGCCUUUGGAUAAUGAUAUAUAGAACUUCUUAAUCAAAUUCUAUCGUUUAAUAAUAUUGGCAAAUUAAUAUAAAAAAAAAAAAAACGGUUAAUGAAAACGUAUUGAAAUGUUUCAAGCGGGAUUAAUGACAAAUAUAUUUUUACUAAAAAUGAAUGCAGAUACAAAAGAAAUGCUGAGUAAUUUACGGUUGAUAAAGAAUUUUAUAAAACUUCUGAGUAUAUGGCGUUUUUUGUUUUAUCUCCUGUUGAAAUUAAAAUCAUAAGAUGCUUCGGGUCCCCAGUUCGAGAAAAUCCCACGUAUAAUUGUCCAUGUGAAAAGCACUGUGUUCGAAGACCUACGCCAACGUACCUGUAUGUUUGACCUUGAGCUUUGUUUAUCGUGAUUGCCAAAGAAACUUUAACAGAGAAUUAAAGCCGUUUGAACGGAAACGGCAAGUCCGACGGAAUCACGGGAAUUCUUGGAAUAAAUGCAAUUUCUCCUUUUGCCGGCCCCGUAAGAAUGACGGCUCCUAUAACACUAUUCUGCAACGAUUUUAUUNUUUUAAUUUUAGCUUAUGAAGAGGAAAUCCCGAAGGAGAAAGAGAAUUGAGAAAUUAUUGUAGAUAUAAAUAUAUAAAGAUAUAGAUAAAGAUUAAUACGAAUAUUCGGUAUACAUGUUGUUUGGUGUGCGUGCGAUAAACUUCUCGGAACAAUUCGUACCUACACGCCGAUGUCAAACACGAUACAAUUUGACGAACAAAAAGGUCAAGUUACAGGUAGCUGUAAACCCGCGACCCGCCGUGCCGCACAAUAUAGGUACAAUUGUUUUUAAUUUUUUAUGAACUUUUAUGAACUUUUUUACUGACAAAAGUGGUACUAUAACCUUCAGCAGAGUGUCGGGUUUCAGCCAAAAACAAUUUCAGCCAAAUCGGUCCAGUAGUUUUCUCGGUUAGCGCGGUCGAAGAAAAACCCUUACAAUUUUAUAUAAUAGUAUAUAGAUGUGUCUACAAUCUGCGUGUUUCUUAUAAAGUUAUCAAUUUGAUGGGGUACCAGAGUAAUUGAUACUAAUCAUUGUAAUAAACUUAAUUGAUUGUCGGGUCUAACGAUAGAACACAUUGAUUAUUUAAUAUUAUACAUGUAGUUUUUACACAUUUAUCAUUUUUUUUAUACUCUUAUUAUGGCCAAAUAUUAGUACAUGUGCCGUUUUGAUAAAAAUUAACUUGUUAGGACCUUCAUGCAGUACAUUUAAACUAGAAAGUUAUACAUUUAUCUGAUGGUUGAAUUCAAAAUAUUUUAUUUAGUUACUGGUAUUCUUUACUUGAGAAAUAGUUUUAUGUUUGAUAUUGUCAAUUUUUCUUAUUUAUUUGAUCUGUUACACGCCAAACAUUUCAAAAUAUAUUCUACAAAUAAUAGAUAAAUUAUAUUACAAGAUAGUAGGGAGAAUUCCUCUCAGUAGAGGUGUUAAAACCUAAAUUUAACCUAAAUAAAAAAAAAAUUGAAUUGUGUUCCAUGUAAGAGUUUGUUUUGUGAUUAGGGAAGUACAUUUUUUCACAUUAAUGAUUAUUUAUUGAGAAUUUUUAAUGUUGUUUUAAGAAAAUGUUAUAUCUACAUUUGUUUUCUCUAUGCAACUUAUGGACAGCACAACAAAAUUACGUUAUGUAAAACAUGAAUUGUGGCAGGUAUUCUGAUUCAUUAAAUUUAUAUCUUUGACACAAAUUACAACAUUUGAAGACUAGAAUUAUUUCAAGGGUAUUGUGUGUAUCAGUUUUCUAAAAAAUAUUGCAGCUUUUUAAUAAAUCUAAUAUUAUUAUUUUUUUUUAAUGGUUUUUAAUAACUUUAUUUAUGACAUGUAUAGCCCUCAAAAAUAUUUUCCUUUUAAAUUUUUUUACUUGUGUUUAAACUUCUUAAUUUCUACCUAAAUGUCACAAUUUAUGUUUUAUGUAACGUAAUUUUUUAUGUCUAUUAGUUCAUAGGAGACAAAACAUCACAUCCUCUUGAGAACAACACAUUUAUAUUGUAAAUACUAAGAUCAACUUAAUAAACAUAGAAACCAAGUGCUAAAAUGAUAGUGCAAAAUUUACGAGGAAGAAGUGGUUUGUUAAGCAUAAAAAAAAAAUGUAUGCAUGUAAUAAUUCAAUUAAAUUUGAUUUUAAACUAAUCAAAAUAAAACAAUAGUUUGGUACCCAAAUAUGUUUAUAAAUGAAAAAAUACAUUCUUUUAAUGUUUAAAAUGUAAAUAUUUGGUAAAUUUUUUGUCUUUUAUCUCUUGCAAUAAAAACAAAAUAAUAAUUAAAGUCUGUGAAUAAUAGUACCUAUAGGUUAUUUCUUAUAUCAAAAAAAAAAAAAUUGAAAUAAAAUCGAAAAUGCUUUAUGCAUUAUACCUUUUUAUUUAGUUUAAAUAAAAAUCUGGGUUUUUAUAUUUUUACAUAAUGUGACUUGUUCAACACAGAGUUCAAAGGAACAGUUAUUUUAUAUGUAUAUGUAUUGCCACUUCAUUUAACUGGCGCAUUGAAACGGCCUCUGUGUUCAUAUGAUAUGGUUUUUGAUUGACUCAAAUGAUCACUUUGAAGUCAGUUGAGUUCGGUGGUAAUGUUUCAAUAAUAGUUAUAAAACCUUGUACAUAUGGAUUGACGCUGUGCAGAAGUUCUGGCAAAUCAUAUAAAAUUUCUCCAUUGGCGUGAGGACAUAUAGAUGGUUUUUUAUUCGUACUUGGUAAUAGUGAACCAACUCCAUGGUAUAGCUGACCUUCUAUUUUAAAUGAAGGCAUGCAUGAAAUUUUCAUGUCUUAUUUAUAUCAGUGACACCAAAAGACGUCAUUUGAAAGGCAUAAUUAUACUUCCGUAUAUUGUCUAAAGAAACUUUAGAGUGAUUAUGAGUGUUACUAAUUAGACUUUUAAUGGUUCUGGUGGAUCAGCGAUUUCGUUAAAAAGGCAAUUUCAUUAUCUGGCAAAAUUCACAAAUCAGUCAUAUGGCCAAUAGAAAUAUGGGAAUUGUCUGCGUAUUUGAAGUGUACGUAAAUGUGGAUAUUUCUUUACACUGCUAAAAAGACUGGUGAAUUAUUGGUUUCCCAAUGACAUUUGUAUCAUUUUCUCUGAUAGAAAGUAAUCUUUUUGCUUUAUUGCAUAGAGCGGUCAAUACUGGGUUUUCUUUUGGGCAUUUUAAUCAAGUCAAUUCUGAUGUAAAUAAAAAUUUAAAACAUUGUGUUAAACAAAUGUUAACCUAACCUAACUUAAGCCCAAAAAUCUUGAUGAAUAUUUUUCUGAAAUCAACCUAGCAAUUGUUUGGAAUAAAAUAUAAUAUAGACUAAAUAAACUAGUCUAUAACAGACUAAACUGGUGUACAUAUUGUUAGUGUAUGCACGAUGCCCGAGAUUAUUUUCAUCAAUAAACUUCUUGUAAUGCUCGUCAAUAAAACGCAAAAGAAAUAAGGUCAGGCUGCAGAUAGCUGGAAACCUGCGAGCUGCACAAUAUGUAUAUACAUAUUUAUAGGUAUAAAAUGUAUAUAAUUUACAUAUUUAUUUUAAUUAGUAGAUAACUUGGACGUUUUUUAACUUAGACAAAUGCUAUUAAGAUAGAAACCUUCUCUGUGAUAUACUCCUAAGUUAAAAAUAAAAAAAAAAAAGUCGAGAAGAUCUGAUAAGUAGUUCCAGAAUUUUCCCUGUACAAAGAUUUUCAUUUCACAUUUUUAUAGUAAGAUUUAAUUUUUAUUUAUAAGCUAUUUUAUAAUGUAAAAGAAAAGGCUAUUAUACUGAAGUCUGUUCAUCUUGGACAAAAAAGAUCUCCAUGUAAUUUUGGCAUUGCACUACUUUCAAGCAGACCUUAAUUAAUAUAAUAUAUUUAAUUAUAGAUGUGUAUCUGUUUAUGUAUAUAAUAUUUGUAUUUUUAAAUAUAAUUAUUUGUAAUUAUUGCAGAUGUUAUAUCUAUUCAAAAGACUAGUGAGCACUUCAGAUUGAUUUAUGACGUUAAAGGACGAUUCACUAUCCAUAGAAUUACUCCUGAAGAAGCUAAAGUAAUUACAUACUAUUUAUUAAUUGUUGGCUAUAUUUAUUAAGAUUAAUUUUUAAAUUUGAAUUAACAGUACAAGUUGUGUAAAGUAAAGAGAGUCCAAACUGGGCCAAAGGGUGUGCCUUUUUUGACAACUCACGAUGGUCGUACUAUUCGUUAUCCAGAUCCUAACAUUAAGGUUAAUGACACAAUUAGGUAUGACAUUGCUACAUCUAAAAUUUUGGACCAUAUUCGUUUUGAAACUGGUAAGUUAAUUGCUUUUUAUUUUGCUAACCUAUAUUUAGAUGUAUCAAAUGUUUUAUAAUACAAAAUUUUUUUUUGAAUCAGGAAACUUGUGUAUGAUUACUGGAGGUCGUAACUUGGGGCGUGUUGGUAUUGUUACCAACCGGGAAAGACAUCCAGGAUCAUUUGAUAUUGUUCACAUUAAGGAUGCUAACGAGCAUAUUUUUGCUACAAGGUAAAUUAUUCAAUUAUUUUAAUUUAAUAAAUUCAGUGUUUUAUAAUAUUACUUUAAAGCACUUGAUAUUUUAAUAUUUUAUUGUUUGUUAUGUCCAAUAAUUAUUGAUUUAGAAACAAUUUUAAAAUAUUUUAAUCUUUUUUCAUUUGAACAAUUAAAAACAAGAAACAUAUACAAUUAUAUUGGUUUUCUAAAGCAAAAAUAGGUCAGAAUAUAUAUUUAUUGUUUAUAAUACAAGUUAAAAAGUAUAUGAAUCCGAUUAAUAAACAAUUAAUGUCUGAGAAUUGUCCACUAAAUGGACUUCAACAAUGUUUUCUGUUUAAAGUUUUAAAUAGAGCUAAAGUAAACAAAAUUUGUUGAUCUAUACAUAUAAAACUUUAUAUUAAAAAUAAAUCUCAAAUAUUUUUACAAUUACAAUUCAUUAUAUAUUCUUUUUUGGAUAUUUUUUAAUUGGUUCAAUUAAUUUAUAUAGUUUAUUGUAUUGCGAGAUAGUGUAAUGAAAAUUUAAAUUAUUGAAAUUCUCAAUUUAACUUGGAGGACACUACACGUGUAUGCACAUUUUUCUUAUAUACACAUGACAGCAAAUUUUCAUUCAGCAGUGACAAUUGUACUGUUAAUUUUAACAUUUGAUUGAAUUAUUCUAUUAUCAAACUUGAAAGUAAGAACAUCAUCUAGUAGCAGUUCUUUUUCUUUCGAUAUUUUAAUUUUUAAAUGAAACGCAAAAUAUACUAUAAAAAGGUUUGUAUCUUGUUUAAAAAUUAAAAUAUUGUUAAACUGAAAUUAUUACACAACUAAUGUUCUAACUUUGAUGUUAUUAUUGACUUGAUAUCAAAUUAUUUAGUCAAUUCACUCUAAUUUUGAACAGUUAGUAUAGUAGUGUUUCCUGUUGAACUCAAAUCUGUUAUUUAUUAAUUUAUCUGUAAUGUCAUGUGUUUGUAAUACAAACGCAACACAUUUGGUUAUGGUAUUGUUUUCAUUAUAUUACAUUUUAGAACAGUGAUUCUUAACAUAGAUAGUACAUUCCUCGUGGGCUUUUUUUAAUUUUAUGGGGAACUUUUCUGUGACUUGCAUUAUCAAAAACAAUUCUAUGAUUAUAUUAUUAUUAAAACAAUAUUAGUAAAUACAUAACUAAUUACAGUGAAUUGUAUAGCUGUGUACAAAAUAAUAUAAUUUAAUAUUUUAUACGCACUACAGUAACAGUGAAAUGGUAAACAUGCUUUCAUAUUAUUGUAUCGAUGCUAACAAGCUUCGUUUGGUCUCAUUUUCAUACGGUUAUUUCCAAAAUUGUAUACUUGCAUUUUAUUACAUGAAAUUAUAAUUUAGUGUGUGUGUAUGUUAAUUAAACUUAAUCAUAAUUAUAUUAAAAUACCUGAAAACAAAAUGUGAAGAAAAUAUUAUUCUUCACUUUAAUUAAAUUGCUGAUUAUAAAAAUAAAACUUUAUUUUUUUUUUAAAUCCAUUGGGGGUGGUAGUGAAAGUUUUUUUUAAAAUAAAAAUAAAUUGUUUUUGAAUCUCGUGAAUAGAUAUAAUGUUUACUGUACUUGUGUCAUUUUUAUCAAAAUAUUUAAAUUUUUAAUAUACUGUACUUUAAUGAUUUGUCUUAACCUAUUUGUAGUUAAUUACUUUAAUUACUAAAUACACAUUUAGUAGAAAAAUGUAUAAUUUAAGAUUUUUUUUUUUAGGUUGAACAAUGUAUUCAUCAUUGGUAAAGGUCAAAAGAACUACAUUUCUUUACCAAGAAGUAAGGGAGUUAAAUUGACAAUUGCUGAAGAGCGUGACAAGCGUUUGGCCGCUAAGACCAAGUCUAGCAGACGUUAAUAGUUUUUUUUUUAUAUCCAUGUGAUUUGAAUAAAUUACUUCUAAAAAACCUGACUUAUGUUUUCUUAUGUAUUGUCUAGAGUGAAAUUUAAUAUGCACUUAU
Molecule: messenger RNA, 7266 nt
Organism: Cinara cedri
Lineage: Eukaryota; Metazoa; Arthropoda; Insecta; Hemiptera; Aphididae
Source: the annotation of a GenBank genome assembly